AUGGGCUCACAAACUACAGCCCCGAACGGGGCAGAGUCGCACAAGCCGGUGCUCUUUUUUGAUAUAGACAACUGUCUCUAUCCCAGAAGUAGCAAGGUCCAUGAUCUCAUGGCCGACCUGAUCGACCAGUACUUCGCAAAGUAUCUGGGCGUAGACGAGAAGGAGGCCAUCCGGCUGCACCAGGAGUACUACCGGGACUACGGCCUUGCGAUUGAGGGCCUGGUACGGCACCACCAGAUAGACCCCCUCGAUUACAACGCCAAGGUCGACGACGCGCUGCCCCUCGAGGAUAUUAUAAAGCCCAACCCGCAGCUUCGCAAGCUUCUCGAGGACAUUGACACAUCCAAGGUCCGCCUCUGGCUGUUCACAAACGCCUACGUGACCCACGGCAAGAGGGUCGUCAAGCUCCUUGAGAUUGACGACUUGUUCGAAGGCCUGACCUACUGCGACUAUUCCCAGCUUCCCAUCAUCUGCAAGCCGCAUAGGGACAUGUUCACCAAGGCCAUGAAGGAGGCCGGCGUCGAGCGACCCGAAGAUUGCUACUUUGUUGACGAUUCACACAGCAACUGUGUAGGAGCACAAGCAUUCGGCUGGACUGCGGCCCAUCUUGUGGAGGAAGGGCUGCCGCAACCGUCCUCGAAGGCAUCACAAUUCCAGAUCAAGCACCUCGAAGAGCUGCGGCAGAUAUACCCGCAAUUCUUCAAAUCUUCCUAA
Microdochium trichocladiopsis is the source of this 714-nucleotide messenger RNA. RefSeq names its product Haloacid dehalogenase-like hydrolase-domain-containing protein. Gene Ontology annotation, molecular function: nucleotidase activity. Gene Ontology annotation, biological process: nucleotide catabolic process; pyrimidine nucleobase metabolic process. The coding region runs from base 1 to 714 and encodes 237 amino acids. The record is from RefSeq and is a predicted model, not a curated record. The transcript has 4 exons. Lineage: Eukaryota; Fungi; Ascomycota; Sordariomycetes; Xylariales; Microdochiaceae.